AUGUUACGAACAUUUCCGCAUCUUGCUUUGCCUGAAAAUGUUCUUUCUUUCGAGGGAGAAUUUUUUUUCGAGCUGGUUCGUAGAACAUGUGGAGACGUUUUUAAAGAAUUGAUGGAAGUACUUUCUAUCAAUACAGUAUACAAAUUACUGCUGGCUGAAAAGGAUAUUCUCUCUGUUUUCCAGAAGAACUAUCGUGAAUUAGAAAAAAUAACACAAAGAGCAUGUCUUCAUCUAGAUGAUGGUACCAUUAUGCUCAAACCAGGAUUACUGAUGGAUUUCAAUCGUUUUAUGGAAGCUCUUCAUGCUGUAAAGGAUCAGAAUAAGGAUCAGCAAGAAGAAUCUACAGCUACUGCAAAUAAUAUUUGUUCUUUGUUGCAAAUGUUAAUAAAAAAACAUCGCAUGAAUGACGGUAGUGAUUCACAAAGUAGCUAUUCAUUUUUAAUAGCUUUUGUUGAAAAUAUUUCGAGCAAUCUUUUGAAAAAUAAAAAUAAUUAUCGAUAUAGUGAAGCUGUGCUAAAUUUCGCACAAUCAUUGUUCAUUUUAGGAGGGAGAAAUGUAUAUGAAUUCGUCCGGCUGAAUUUGCCGGGUGCUCUUCCUGCAUUGUCAACGUUGAACGCUAGCCUUGAGAAAGCUGGUGUGGGCAUUGAAGAAGCUGAAUUUCGAUACGAUUUGCUUCAUCAUCAUCAAAACCUAUGUGGCUAUCAGGUAGCUGUUUGUUCUGAAGAUUCGACUGCAGUCAUGCAGAAAAUUAUUUAUAGUGCAGCCACUAACACUUUCACUGGAUUUUCUACUCCAUUAGAACGUGGCAUUCCUAUUUGUCGUCACUACCAAACUGAUUCUUUUGAUCAGUUAAAAUAUUGGUUUGAAAAUAAAGAAAAAUCUAAUUGUUUAAAUGUUCAUAUGGUUCAGCCACUCAUAGCAUCUAAUCCAUAUUCAUCGCCAUUUUUAUUGGCUUCAUAUGGCAUCAGUAACACAUUUACAGCCAUUGAUGUUCUUAAUCGAUGGCUAUGGAUAUUAAAAAAGUCUCGACAGUCGAAUGUUCGUGUUGUUGCUUUUUCAACUGAUUGCGAUCCUAGAUAUUUGCUUGCGAUGCGUUUGGCUACAGGCUUUUUCGCAAAGCUUGCUAAUAAUAGGAUAAAAAACUUUGGAAUUUUAUGGGAAUCCCAUGGAAAUCGUGGGAAUUCCAUGGAAAUCCCGGCAAUCUCAUCGAAAUCCCGGCAAUCUCAUAGAAAUCCCGGCAAUCCCAUGGAAAUCCCGGCAAUCCCAUGGAAAUCCCGGCAAUCCCGGAAAUCCGAAAUCCGCCGAUUCCCCCUUGUGAAACAACAACAAUAUAAAAUUAUACAAGAAGCAAAACGUACAUGGUUAAAUAUUAAUGUUGAUGCACAUGAAAAGAAAUAUCAAGAAUAUGAACAUCAAUAUCAACAAGAUUUAAAGCAAUUCGAAUUCAUUAGUUCAACUCAUAUCGAUACGAAUGACACAACUCUAUUCAAUUGUUUUCUUCUUUAUAUCGGUCAUCGAAUCCAUAGAUUGAAACAAGAGAUUUAUUAUGAAAAAUUACCAGUUUACCGAAGAAAAUUCGUACGACUUCGUCGACGUUUAAAACCAACAAAGAAAAACCUAGUGACAAUUGCUCCGAUAAUUAUUCUUGAUCUUAUUCGUCAUCCAUUUACUGUUGCUGAAUUAGCUUAUCUUUCAAGAGGUCCAACUUAUAUAAGACCUAAUCAAAGUGCACUUCGUCCAUCUGGUCAACGAGAAAAACAAGUUGACAAGAAAAUGAAUGAUAUUAUCAACAAAGUCAAGAAUUAUAUGGCUAAUGUCUAUGAUGGACGAUCUAAAAUACCGACAACAGUACCAAUGUAUAAAUUCUAUUCAGAACGUCUUCGCACCUAUCUUCUUUGUCGUUAUAUGAUUCCAUUACCUUUGAUGGAUCAAUUACGUGCACGACGAGAAUUAAAACUAGACAAAUCUAUUCGACGGAAAUUAAAGAACUAUAAACUUGUUCUACGUGAAACAGACAAAAGUGGUGUACUUCAUAUCGGUCAUGCUCGUGAUUAUGAACGAAAAGCUAUGGAAUAUCGAGAAAAAACAGGUGCUCACGAAGAAUUAACAUCCAAUCCAUUGGAUGAAAUAUUUUAUCAAGUGAUUCAAUUAUUAAAUAAAUUACGUUCCGCCAAUAAAAUAAGUGUACCGCAAAAAUUAAAGAUGAUGCCUAUUCGAAAUAAGAUAGAAUUAGCCUAUAUGUAUUUUCUUCAUAAAUCACAUAAGAAAGGAACACCACUUCGACCCAUUAUAAAUACCAUACAUGCAGCAACAACACAAAUUUCUAAACAUCUCGAUGAAUUAAUUCGUCCAUUAUUUGAUCGAUAUGCUCGUCAUACGACGAUUGUGGAUGGUGUUGAUCUUCUUAGUCGACUUCAUAAAUAUAUUCAAAAUGGAUAUUUUAAUUCAUCGACUCUUUUUGUAGCGUUUGAUAUUACGAAUCUUUAUACUAUAUUACCACAAGAAGAAUCCUUAGUUAUACUUGCUGAAUUUCUUCAUGUACACCAUUGUGACAUAAUCCAAGGAAUUUCAAUUGAUACUAUUUUAGACUUAGGUCGUAUUGUACCUCAAGCCAAUGCUUUUGUUUAUGGUAAAAAAUUCUGUCGGCAAAUUAUUGGUAGUGCUAUGGGAUCAGUAUUUACAUUAACUUUGGCAAAUAUUUUCAUGUGGAAAUGGGAACGACAAGCUAUUCUUUCAAAAUUACCUGCGCAUGAAUUUUAUGGCCGUUAUAUUGAUGAUAUCUUCUUUACUUGCAAUGAAUCUGAAACGAAAGUUAAGAAAUGGUUAGAAUCAGCAAAUCAAUUUCAUCCGAACAUUAAAUUAACCUAUACAAUCGCCAAGAGUGUUCCAUUUCUGGAUGUUCUUGUUUGUAAUCAGAAUGGUAUUCUUUUCUCAUCCGUCUAUCAUAAACCAGCAGCGGAACUAUCUCUUUUAUCAUUUUUGUCGGAUCAUCCUCGACAUGUCUUUCGAAAUGUGAUUCAAACUGCUUUGAUGAGAGCUAUACGAUAUUCAUCGACAUUUGAAGCACUUAAUAUUGAACGACGUUCUAUUCGUUUAACUCUAUUAUUAAAUGAGUAG
This is a messenger RNA of Rotaria sp. Silwood2, 3117 nucleotides long. NCBI's taxonomy places the organism in Eukaryota, Metazoa, Rotifera, Eurotatoria, Philodinida, Philodinidae. The record is from the annotation of a GenBank genome assembly.